GGCGUGCGUUGCAUCGCUGAACUCCGCCGACGUUUCGCCCACGGACUGGGCCGUAGCCCAGCACGACGUGGCGGGUUUGUUCGGUGCUGUACCGCCCAACAUCACCAGCUACGAGGGGAUGAAGAAGGGCAUCAUGGGAGUGCAGCCGGGCGUGUUCAACAAGGCCCUGCAGGUGUUCCCGCAAGAGGGCUAUGCUGAACUGUACGGUGCAUUGUACGGCGGCUUGGCGAUGGGCCAACCUGCCAUACACCGCGCGUCGUACCCGGUGUUGGACAACGCCGCCCAAGCCAUCACCGGCGGCUGGCAGGUGGAGGUACUCUGGCUGAUCAACAUGCAGAGCCGCGAGUGGGAAGAUCAGCUCCCAAAUGACACGCGAACCUUCCUAAAUGACAGCCGCAACGACAAGGACAGCGACCUACGGCACUACCCCUAUAUCUCAACCUAUACUACGCGCUAUUCCACGGAGCUCGUCACCCUGCUGAGCCAGCAGGCCAGCUGGAGUGUGCUGCAAACGGCCCCAGAGCUGUCGGAGCUGCUGCAGGCGGCGCAGCGGGAGGCAACGGGAACCGCAACCGCAGGAGCAGCAGCAAGCAACAACAGCACAACGAACGUGCACAACACCUCAAGAAACGCAACCAGCGGUGGCGGCGGAGGCAACCAGACUGCCUAUAACGCAACCGGUAACGCUGGGAGUGGUAACGCAAGUGUGGGCAACGCAACCUAUUCGAACGGC
Molecule: messenger RNA, 733 nt
Organism: Astrephomene gubernaculifera
Lineage: Eukaryota; Viridiplantae; Chlorophyta; Chlorophyceae; Chlamydomonadales; Astrephomenaceae
Source: the annotation of a GenBank genome assembly